This is a messenger RNA of Ipomoea triloba (trilobed morning glory), 603 nucleotides long. RefSeq lists its product as uncharacterized. The record is from RefSeq and is a predicted model, not a curated record. The coding region runs from base 1 to 603 and encodes 200 amino acids. The transcript is spliced from 2 exons. NCBI's taxonomy places the organism in Eukaryota, Viridiplantae, Streptophyta, Magnoliopsida, Solanales, Convolvulaceae.
AUGGCUGAGUGUCCAUAUCCCAAGGUGAGCAAAAAUCAAAAUGAUAUUGUGCAGGAAGAGGCUAAGACUAAGGAAAGAAGAUUUAAAAAGGAUAAGAGAAAAGCCUUGAUUAGUGAUCCCUUGGAAUCAAGCAUGUCAGAGGAAUCUUCAAGUGAUGAAAGUGAUAACUCUAAGGAUAACAAUGCAUUAUUUUGCAUUAGUAUUUCAAGUGAGUCAACCUGUGAGGACAAGUGCUUAAUGGCGCAUGAUUUGGAACAAGAUGAGGAAGUAUGGUACUUCGAUAGUGGAUGUUCACGGCACAUGACUGGAAACAAAUCUAGUCUUGUUAAUUUCAAAUCCAUCGAAGGACCAAAAGUAGUGUUUGGAGGAAACGAUCGAUAUGGUUCAACAAAAGGAAUCGGAACGAUAGUGCGAAACGGAUUGAAAACAGAAGAUGUAUCCUAUGUGGAAAGUCUAAAAUUCAACUUGUUGAGUACAAGUCAAUUUUGUGACAAAGGAUAUGUUGUGGAAUUCUUCAAAGACAAAUGCCAAGUGAAGAAUGAAUCAACUGGAGAAGUCGUACUUGAAGGAACGAGAAAGAGAAAUAUGUACGUUGUGACUUAA